Truncatella angustata is the source of this 1425-nucleotide messenger RNA. Its product is annotated as phosphoserine phosphatase serb. The coding region runs from base 1 to 1425 and encodes 474 amino acids. Gene Ontology annotation, biological process: L-serine biosynthetic process; dephosphorylation. Lineage: Eukaryota; Fungi; Ascomycota; Sordariomycetes; Amphisphaeriales; Sporocadaceae. Gene Ontology annotation, molecular function: magnesium ion binding; L-phosphoserine phosphatase activity. Gene Ontology annotation, cellular component: cytoplasm. The record is from RefSeq and is a predicted model, not a curated record. The transcript has a single exon.
AUGUCUGAAGGUAGCCCCGCCAAAACUACUCCUCCCGCCGCCCGCCCGCAGUUGGGCGGCAUGCGAAGCAGUUCUUAUCUGCAAACCAAUCAACAAUAUCAAGGGCCUCACAAGCCUGAAAGCCAUUUCGGCAUCGAUACCGUGGUCGAAGAUUUGAACAAUGCUAGACUGUCUCCAGCCAAGCCCUUCAGCCCUUUCAACGGCGUGCCGUCCAAGGAGGAGCCACCCCGCAUAGUAGAUGGUGGUAGCCACGACUACACGCACCCGAACUGCUCUCCCGCGAAGGGAGAGAGGAGCAAUCGCCUGAUUGCAACGCUCACAUACAAGGCGACAAGCCCGCGCGCCGCCAAUGUGGUCCCGUCACCUCGGCUGGCAGGCUCAGACUCAGACAUUCCUGCCAAUCUUGCGCCGACGACCGACAUUGAUGAGUUCCCUCUCGAGCCGCCCGGUGCUGGCGAGCCCGAGCCUCUCGAUCAUUUGUAUGGCUCGUACAUCUCCCCGCUAUGCAUAACAUCCUUCCUUCACCUCAUGUCAACUUUUCCCCUCCCGCCGGGAGUUACGGAGAUUACCUCGUCGCAUCGAUGCCUCGACGACCCGGUCCACCCUAACAUUGUGGAACUUACGCUGUCGCCGGCUCCUUCGCUCGAUUACCUGCCCCUGGCAGAUCUCCGGAGACAUGAGUUGAUCUAUCGUUUCGAGCGGGAAUGGAACAUCGACGUGGCGCUUCAGCGCGAUACACUUUGGAGGCGGCACCCUCGGCUCGUAGUCUUUGAUAUGGACUCCACUCUUAUCACACAAGAGGUUAUUGACCUCAUGGCCGCCACGAUCAAGGACCCACCGAAUCUGGCGGAGAAGAUUGCCGACAUCACACAUCGUGCCAUGAAUGGAGAGUUGGAGUUCGAGUCUGCCUUUAAAGAGCGUGUUGCGCUUCUCAAGGGCCUUCCCGAGACAGUUUUUGAGCAACUACACCCUGUUCUCGACGUGACGAAGGGGGUGCCCCAGCUUCUCAAGGCUCUCAAGAGAUUGGGGGUCAAGACUGCUGUAUUCUCAGGCGGAUUCCAACCACUGACGGGAUGGCUUGCCGGGCAGCUCGGCAUUGACUAUGCGUACGCCAACCAGGUGGAGAUCGACAGCGACGGCAGGUUCACCGGCGAAGUCAAGGGUGUCAUUGUUGGAAGAGAGCAGAAGAAGAAGCUUCUCAUCGAGACCGCGGCGAAGGAGGGCAUCGCACUAGAGCAAACCGUCGCCGUAGGUGAUGGUGCGAAUGACCUGUCUAUGCUUGCUACUGCCGGUCUCGGCGUGGCAUGGAACGCUAAGCCUCGCGUGCAGAUGGAGGCCAGCGCAAGGCUCAACGGCGAGUCUAUGACUGACUUGUUGUACCUAUUCGGUUUCACGCGUGAGGAGAUUGAGCUCCUCACUGAAUAG